Pygocentrus nattereri (red-bellied piranha) is the source of this 3224-nucleotide messenger RNA. RefSeq names its product polypyrimidine tract binding protein 2a (gene ptbp2a). NCBI's taxonomy places the organism in Eukaryota, Metazoa, Chordata, Actinopteri, Characiformes, Serrasalmidae. The transcript has 14 exons. Gene Ontology annotation, biological process: mRNA processing; regulation of RNA splicing. Bases 224 to 1765 code for a protein of 513 amino acids. Gene Ontology annotation, molecular function: mRNA binding. Gene Ontology annotation, cellular component: nucleus. The record is from RefSeq and is a predicted model, not a curated record.
AUGGAGAACUACAUUCGCUUUACACUAAUAACUCUGUGAUCUUGACUGACACCACAACUUUUCUCUCUCUCUCUCUCUCUCUCUCUCUCUCGGAGAGGUGACUCGUCUGUUUCCGCGCUUUUUCGUCCUCCGUUUCCGCCUCCAUUUUGUCCCGUUGUGCGCAGUUGGUAGAGCGGAAGAAUUACGGCUCUGUGGCCCGGGCUGAGGAGAGACAUUUACAGUAAUGGACGGCAUUAGUGACGUUGCGGUUGGUGUAAAGAGAGGAUCAGAUGAGCUGUUGUCCAGCAGCAUGUACAACAGUCCCAACUCGGGGAUGAGCAGUAUCAGUGAUGGUACAUCCAAUGGAAGUGACAGCAAAAAGCUAAGAGUUGAAGACAGGGUAGGGGAUGCUCCCCCUUCGCGUGUUCUCCACAUCAGGAAACUACCCAAUGAAGUCUCAGAGGCAGAUGUCAUUGCUUUAGGAUUGCCUUUUGGAAAGGUCACUAAUAUCCUUACUCUUAAAGGCAAGAACCAGGCUUUCCUGGAACUAAGUACAGAGGAGGCAGCCAUUACUAUGGUGAACUACUACUCAGCUGUUACACCACAUGUCCGAAAUGUCCCUGUCUUCAUACAGUAUUCAAAUCACAAAGAACUUAAGACAGACAAUGCAAACCAGUCAGGUGGAACCCCAACAUCAGGCUCCAGUGAUGGUACACUCACGUCACCUUCUAGUCCAGUGCUGAGGAUUAUCAUUGACAACAUGUUCUACCCUGUCACAUUGGAUGUGUUGCAGCAGAUCUUCUCAAAGUUUGGCACAGUCAUGAAAAUCAUCACGUUCACAAAGAACAAUCAGUUUCAGGCUUUGCUACAGUACAGUGAUGCAGCGAGUGCUCAACAAGCCAAAGUGGCGCUGGAUGGUCAGAACAUUUACAAUGCUUGCUGUACACUCCGUAUAGACUACUCCAAACUUGUUAACCUGAAUGUGAAGUACAACAAUGAUAAGAGCAGAGACUACACCAGACCAGAGCUGCCUUCAGGUGAUGGGCAGCCUGCUGUGGAUCCCUCUGUGGCAGCAGCCUUUAGCAAGGACUCAAACUCCCUGCUCGGUAAGAUCCCAGGUGCACUGAGCCCUUUAAGCGCGGCAGCAGCAGCGGCAGCAGCGGCAGGGAGAGUGGCUUUGUCUGGACAUUCAGGCAGCAGUGGAGUACUCUUAGUCAGCAAUCUUAAUGAAGAGAUGGUUACGCCCCAAAGUCUGUUUACCCUCUUCGGGGUGUAUGGUGACGUGCAGCGUGUGAAGAUCCUCUAUAACAAAAAAGACAGUGCAUUGAUACAGAUGGCAGAUUCAAAUCAAGCCCAACUUGCGAUGAGUCAUCUCAAUGGACAGAAGAUGUAUUCAAAGAUCAUCCGCGUUACCAUGUCCAAGCAUCAGACAGUUCAGUUACCCAGGGAUGGUUUGGAUGAUCAGGGCCUCACCAAGGAUUUCACUAAUUCUCCUCUACAUCGUUUCAAAAAGCCCGGAUCUAAGAACUUUCAGAAUAUUUUCCCUCCUUCUGCCACCCUCCAUCUGUCAAACAUACCACAAGACAUAACUGAAGAUGACCUCAGAGUACUGUUCACUAACUCCGGAGGCACUGUGAAAGCUUUCAAGUUUUUCCAAGAUCGCAAAAUGGCUCUACUCCAGAUGUCUACAAUUGAAGAGGCCAUUCAGUGCUUGAUCGACCUUCAUAAUUACAACAUGGGUAAUAACCACCAUUUGAGAGUCUCCUUCUCCAAAUCAAUAAUUUAAAGAAUCCAAGGCAUCCUGCUUUGUCUUACGUUUUCUGGCGUUACCUGUUGAUUGUUCUGGUACACUGGGGACCACAGUUUGACACCUUUUUUUCCCUUUUUUUCUUUUACCGGUCAUUCCUUAUGAAAAUAUGGGUGAACAUUUAAAUAUCUCCAAUGAGAGAUGAAUUGUCUUGAAUUGUCCCAUUUCCCAGUGUCCCCACUGUAUGCUAGUGAGUCAUAAACCUUCCCCCCAGUAAGUUUCUAUAGGAGGUUGAUGCCUCUGUUUUUAUUACAGUUAGAUGACAAAGAAUGUGCCUUACUCAGUGAACUAGCAUAAACUUUCACAUACCUGCAUUUUCAUAAACCCAACUUAGCCACACGAGGACAUGAGCUUCUUUGUUGUAGAGGUGUAAAGUUUUGUAAACAGUAAUUUUGCUUUCUUUUCCCAUGUGUGAAUUGUACAGUGUGUGAUCCAUGUUUGCUUGCUUUUUGUGCUCAUUUGUCUUGUUUUGCAUAUUUGGUCAGUUAGAAUUACAGAUCGUGGUGAAAUAUCCAGUGGAAUGUAUAUAACGGAGACCUUUUACAGUGAUUCUUUAGAGAGCUCAAUGUACACCACAAGCUUUAAUACUAGUGUGCAACCAUCAAGUUUCUUUUUUGUUUUGUUUUUUUAAGCUUCUUUUUUAUGUACUGAAUACAUCGAUGGUUAAGAGUACAGUACAUGUUGAACUAGGGGUUUUUUUUUGCGCAGUUUGAUUUUUGCAUAGUAGGCAUUUACACUUGCCCUUUUUAUUAGCAUUUAUUGCAAGGUUUCUCCUUUUGGAUUUACACAGAAAACUGCAUGUGCUAACAGGUCUAGUUAGUUCUGAGAAUCUUUGUUCAGAGAACAGCUGUUGCAUGCAUUAGUACAAGCUAACAAAUGUGAGCCUUAAGUUUUGACAUGAACAGUACAUAGAAGAAGGAUAACCUGGUGGGACCAAAGUUUGUGCCUUUUAGUCUUAAUUUCCUGAGUGCGCAAUUUUUUAUUUUUUUUUUUUUUUUUAAAGCCGAUCCAUCAUUUUAUACUUCUUGAAAGUUGAGCUCAUAAACAAGCUGAUGUUUAUCCAGUAUGCAAAAUGUAACGGUUACAAAACAUCGUACCCCACCUCUUUUCUUCCAGAAAUCUUAUGGGUUUGUUUCCCACAUGGAUGAACUGUACAUUUUGAUGGUGGUUAAUAAGUUCUGUAUUUAGGUUUUUUUUUGGGAGGGGGGUGGUGGGUGGGGGGCUGUUUGUUUGUUUUUUUUUUUUACUUCUAGACAAAUGUAAGUUUCAAUAUAGUUUGAACGUGGCACAAUUAAAAGAUCAUUUUUCUAACAAAGCGGAAAGGAUUGACUUUGUUGUGUGUUUGGCUUUUUUUUCUUCCUCUAUCUGUCUUUCUAUCCUGUAUUCUGCUUUUACCUCUGUAGCAUGCUCAAUAAAUACUUCUGUAGCCCUGUGUUCA